AUGGUGGGCUUAUACUACGAAGUGGCUGCGAAAGGAAACUUAGCGUUCAAAGCCGGAAACUACACUGAUGCCAUCGGGCACUACACCGAGUCCAUCAAUCACACACCAACCUAUACCGUGUAUGGCAGCCGAUCCAACACUUACUAUCAGCUAGGAAAAUAUUCCAACGCCUUAGAAGACGCUAAAAAGGCUGUAGCUUUGAACCGUAACUGGUACAGGGGCUAUACAUAUCUCGGUAAUGCUCAUUCCGGUUUGCGUCAAUAUGAUGAGGCUGUUUCCGCGUUUAAGAAAGGUCUAGAAGUUGAUCCAAACAACGAAGACUUGAAAUCUAAACUUGCUCAUGUUGAGGUUGUAAUGAAGGCCCAGGCCGAGUUUGAUGCAGCCCGGUCAUGUGGACCCCACUUGAACAACACUGGAUCAAAGAAAGAUGCUGCUGCUGCUGAUAACACGAAAAAAGAUCUUUUUGGUAGCUUUUUGAAUUCGUUAUCAGCGUCUGCUACGACGCUUAAACAACAUUUGAUUCCACAAGUUAUUAAUGAUGAUGAGGAUGUUAGUAGUGUCAAGGCGGCACUUAGUGUGCUUAAACGCAUGGUGGAUGAUGGAUUGAUUGUGAAAGCCAGCGACUUAUGGUGCGUUGCGACGGAUUUGUUUGAAGAUGCUGUAAAAAGAGAGAUGUUUAUAUGUAUGCCGGAUGAUGAGGGGAGGAUAGCUUGGUUGAAACAUAAUAUUACCAAGCAGAAAAAGGAUCAUCUUAUCGCCGUAAAUGUUGGUGCUGCUGCUGGUGCACCUGCUACAGCAGAAAACAAGGAAGGAAGAGAGUGA
This is a messenger RNA of Erigeron canadensis, 822 nucleotides long. Its product is annotated as small glutamine-rich tetratricopeptide repeat-containing protein 2-like. The record is from RefSeq and is a predicted model, not a curated record. The transcript is spliced from 2 exons. Lineage: Eukaryota; Viridiplantae; Streptophyta; Magnoliopsida; Asterales; Asteraceae. The coding region runs from base 1 to 822 and encodes 273 amino acids. Gene Ontology annotation, molecular function: Hsp90 protein binding.